Messenger RNA from Hibiscus syriacus, 1838 nucleotides. Its product is annotated as low affinity inorganic phosphate transporter 8-like. The record is from RefSeq and is a predicted model, not a curated record. Gene Ontology annotation, biological process: phosphate ion transport; transmembrane transport. Gene Ontology annotation, cellular component: membrane. The transcript has a single exon. Lineage: Eukaryota; Viridiplantae; Streptophyta; Magnoliopsida; Malvales; Malvaceae. Bases 190 to 1809 code for a protein of 539 amino acids. Gene Ontology annotation, molecular function: phosphate transmembrane transporter activity.
UCAAGGCCAAACAAUAUGAUACGUUAACUCCAAAGGGAAUUUCUUGUGCUUGGAAUCAGUACCUUUCGAAGUCCGAAACAAGACGAACCUACCUUUUUUUCUGGGCUUACCCAACUCCAUAAAUCAGUCACAGAACCCCUUCUAUCAUGAGCACAACACUGUUUCUCAUAAUCAGAAAUAAUUUUAGGCAUGGCAGAAGGAGGCCAAGCGAUUUUCAAAGCUCUUGACAAUGCAAAGACUCAGAGUUACCAUUUCAAGGCAAUCGUUAUUGCUGGAAUGGGAUUUUUCACUGAUGCUUAUGAUCUUUUCUGCAUAACUGCUGUAACCAAGCUCAUAGGACGACUGUACUACUAUGACCCUACAACUGGCAAGCCAGGUGCUUUCCCAAAAGAAAUAAAAAAUGCUGUUACCGGAGUCGCUCUAUUCGGAACCCUUGCAGGGCAACUCUUCUUUGGCUGGCUUGGGGACAAGCUUGGAAGAAAGAAAGUGUAUGGAAUCACCCUUGUAACCAUGGUUGGGUGUGCCUUAGCAUCUGGUCUAUCCUUUGGUUCCUCCGCUGAAAGCGUUAUUGGUACCCUCUGCUUCUUCCGCUUCUGGCUCGGGUUUGGCAUCGGUGGAGACUAUCCGCUCUCAGCUGUCAUAAUGUCUGAAUAUGCCAACCAAAAAACUCGAGGCGCAUUCAUUGCUGCCGUCUUUGCAAUGCAAGGAACAGGUAUUCUAGUUGCAGGACUUGUAUCAGUGAUGGUCUCCAAGGCAUUCUUAGCUGCUUAUCCAGCACCUCCAUUUAGUGAAAGUCAUGUACUAUCGACUCAGCCGCAAGGAGAUUUCGUUUGGCGGAUCGUGUUGAUGUUUGGCGCUGUCCCUGCUGCCUUGACCUACUAUUGGCGUCUCAAAAUGCCAGAAACUGCUAGAUACACAGCAUUGGUUCAGGGAGAUAAAAAGAAAGCUGCCGCUGAUAUGGCUAAAGUCCUUGAAACAGAUCUAACUGUGGAGGAAACAAGUAACAAACUUGACCCCAAAUCAUCAUAUGGAUUACUCUCUUCUGAGUUUGCCAGGAGACAUGGACUUCACCUUCUAGGAACUUCCACUACAUGGUUCUUGCUAGACAUUGCCUUCUACAGUCUCCAACUAACACAGAACGAUGUCUAUCCGGCGAGUGGACUGUUGCAUAAAGCCUCGUCAAUGAAUGCCAUUGAAGAGACAUUCCAUCUAUCCAAAGCCAUGUUCCUUGUAGCACUGCUUGCAACUGUUCCAGGAUACUGGUUCACAGUGUUCCUCAUUGACCGGAUCGGACGCUUUAUAAUCCAGCUUGGUGGCUUCCUUGUGAUGUCCAUAUGCAUGGCAAUUCUUGGAUUUCGCUUUUAUGCUCUUAGGGGAGAUCAUUGCAAACAAAGUAAGACCAAGGAAUUCUGCAAUGGAAACUCCGAGCUGUUCACCUUCCUAUACGGCCUUGCAUUCUUCUUUGCCAACUUCGGACCUAACAGUACAACAUUCGUCGUACCGGCAGAGAUAUUUCCGGCAAGGUUCCGAUCAACUUGCCACGGGAUCUCCGCAGCUUCAGGGAAAGCAGGAGCCAUCAUAGCUGCAUUUGUAUUGCAGACAUACACUCAAGAUGACAAAAAUGUUAAGCAGGUAAUGAUUGCACUUGCAAUGGUGAACAUGAUUGGGUUUUUCUUCACUUUCUUGGUGCCAGAAACCAAGGGUCGGUCCCUUGAGGAGAUCUCUGGAGAGGAAAAAGAUUUUGGUGACAGAAAGACCCACCCUAAUGGGAUAGAUCAAUCAAUUGUCGCAGAACGUGAAAUGGUUUAGUAAUACUACAUGUUAAAUCCACUUCUCUA